AUGCGCACUAAUAAACUAUAUGCUAAUGCCUCUAAGUGCAUCUUCGGUGCCGAAGAAAUUCCCUUUCUAGGGUGCUUCAUUGGGAAGCGAGGACUACGAGCGGAUCCCGCCAAAGUCAAAGCCAUAGUCGAUUGGCCUGUUCCACAAUCUCAGAAGGACUUGCGUAAAUGGCUUGGCCUUGCCAAUUACUUACACAAGUAUAGCGAAAAUUACGCUGAUAUGGCUCGGCCGUUAUCCAAUCUCCUUAAAAAGGAUGUGGAAUGGUGUUGGCAUGCCGAACACGAAAAUGCUUUUCAAGCAGUGAAGGCAAGCCUUCUACAUGCUCCUAUUUUGGCUUUGCCAGACCCUGACCGACCGUUUAGCGUCGUCUGUGACGCAUCGGAUUUUGCCAUUGGCAGUGCUCUGUUACAAUCAGAUGAUGAAGGCCGUGAGCGUGUAAUCGCUUUUGAAUCUCGCCAGCUGAAAGCUGCAGAAAAGAACUAUCCAGUUCACGACAAAGAGCUACUUGCGAUGAAGUAUGCCCUGGUCAGAUUCAGAGUUCAUCUGCUGGGCUCAAAGCCUUUUGUGAUCUAUACCGAUCAUGCGUCGUUACGCACUGCGACUCAGUCGCCGCAUCUCUCGCAGAGAAUGGCCAGAUGGCUGUCAUUCUUUGCCGAAUAUAACUUCGAGGUUAAUUAUAAGCCGGGCAAGCAAAAUGCUUUGGCUGAUGCGUUGUCACGCAGACUUGAUUAUGAGCUUGCUCAUGUGACGACGUUGUCGUCUUCUAUCAGUGAUCUCAUUCGAUCGGCAUAUGCUAAAGAUGAUCACUGUAUAGCGUUGCUACAUGCUCUUGGUAGUGAUGAGUUUAAAGACUCGGACAUUAAAUUGUCGGCACGAUUACGUGCUAGCCUCCAUCGAUAUUCUAUCGAUGAGGGGAUGUUGUACUAUCGUACAGAUGUGGCGGAUCCUCCGCGUAUUGUGGUUCCUCAUGACGAGGAUCUGAAGUAUCGUAUCCUCUAUGAGGUACAUGACACCGCCAUCGGUGGCCAUUUGGGUCGCGAAAAGACCUAUGGGGCAGUAUGCCAAAGUUAUUGGUGGCCCAAAUUAUACAAAUGGGUGAGCACAUAUGUGCGUACGUGUGAAACGUGUCAACGGGUGAAACCUUCACCCCAUUCGGCAGCGCCGCUGGCUAGUUUGCCUAUUCCCACUGGGUGCAUUAGUAUGGACUUUGUAUUUGGCCUACCGAAAGAUUCGCAUGGCAAUACAGGUAUUGUGGUCUUUGCUGACCGCUUGAGCAAGAUGGCUCACUUAGCGGCUGUGCCAGACUCGAUCGAUGGUGUGGGUACAGCGGAGCUGUUUAUCGAUCGUUUGUUUCGCCAACACGGCUUGCCAGUGGCAAUUGUCUCUGAUCGUGAUCCUCGUUUUACGAGUAAAUUUGGAAAUCCGUCUUCCAGGUGCUGGGCACACGUGUGGACAUGUCCACAGCAGAUCAUCCGCAGACCGAUGGUCAAACUGAACGCGUAA
This is a messenger RNA of Peronospora farinosa, 1503 nucleotides long. Lineage: Eukaryota; Oomycota; Peronosporomycetes; Peronosporales; Peronosporaceae. The record is from the annotation of a GenBank genome assembly.